CGGGCACUAGGACCCGGCGGGAGCCGGCAGGCCGCAGCGUGUGCGCAGCUGGGCUGGGAGCUGGAGCCGCGGCCGGAGCGGGGCAGCCUCUCGACCGGCAGGAUGGCGGUGCUGGGGAGUUACUGCCCGGGGAACGGCACCCUCUCCCAGGCCUGGGCGCAGCAGGGGCUCGCCCCCUGCUUUUACUUCACGCUGGUGCCCGCCGUGCUGCUGAGCGUCUGCCUCCUGCUGGGCGCCCUGCAGUACGGCUGCUACGCCCGCUUCGGCCGCGCCAUGGAGCCCAAGCACGUCCCCCGCUCGCGCCUCUACCACGGGCAGGUGCUGCUCUCGCUGCUGCUGGCGGGGCAGCCCCUCGGCGCCCUCCUGUGGCAGGCGCUGGGUGCGGGGCCGCUCUCCGGCUACUUGGUGCUGUACGGCUGCCUCUCGGCUGUGGCCUGGGGCUGCUCCCUCGGCCUCCUGCGGCUGGAGCACACCCGGGUGCUGGCACAGGACAGGACCAGAGGCCACGGCACCGUCCUGCUGCUCUUCUGGGCGCUGGCCUUUGCGGCCGAGAACCUGGCCCUGGUGUCCUGGAGGAGCCCCCUGUGGUGGUGGUCCCUGGGAGACGCCCCUCAGAAGGUGCAGUUCAGUCUGUGGGUGCUGCGGUAUGUCUGCACCUUCGCCCUCUUCGUGCUGGGGAUGAAGGCGCCCGGGCUGCCGCACAAGCCCUACGUGCUGCUGGUGAACGAGGAUGAGCGCGAUGUGGAGAACAGGCAGGCCUUGGGCCGAGAAGGGCUUCCCGUGGCACCUCGUCUCUCCUACCCUGGGGCCGCCAUGGCAGCCAGAAGCAAGCCCCUCCUGGCAGGCGACCGCGACACCCACUCCACCUGGAAGGGUUUGGGCCGGAAGCUGCGGCUGCUGGUGCAGUAUGUGUGGCCGCGGGGCAGCCCCCUGCUGCAGGGCCUGGUGCUGUUCUGCAUGGUGCUGAUGGGGCUGGAGCGCGUCAUCAACGUCUUCGUGCCCAUCUACUACAAGAACAUCGUGAACGAGCUGACUGAGGGCGCUGCCUGGCACACGGUCACCUGGACCAUCUGCACCUACGUGUUCCUGAAGUUCCUGCAGGGUGGAGGCGCCGGCUCCACCGGCUUCGUCAGCAACCUGCGGACCUUCCUGUGGAUCCGGGUGCAGCAGUUCACCAACCGGCAGGUGCAGGUGCGUCUCUUCGCCCACCUGCACGGCCUGUCCCUGCGCUGGCAUCUGGGGCGCAAGACGGGCGAGGUGCUGCGCAGCGUGGACAGGGGCACCAGCAGCGUCAACAGCCUGCUCAGCUACAUCAUCUUCAGCAUCUUCCCCACCAUCGCGGACGUCGUCAUCGGCAUCAUCUACUUCAGCUCGGCCUUCAGCCUCUGGUUCGGCCUCAUCAUCUUCGUCUGCAUGAGCCUCUACCUGACCCUGACCAUCAUCAUCACAGAGUGGAGAACCAAGUACCGGCGGGACAUGAACACCCGCGACAACGAGGCCAAGGCCCGGGCCGUGGACUCUCUGCUCAACUUCGAGACGGUGAAGUAUUACAACGCGGAGAGCUAUGAAGUGAAUCGAUUCAAUGACGCCAUCCUCAAGUACCAGGUCUCGGAGUGGAAGGUCAACGCCUCACUGGGCCUGCUGAACCAGACCCAGAACCUGACCAUCAGCCUGGGGCUGCUGGCGGGGUCCCUGCUCUGCGCCUACUUUGUGACGGAGAAGAGGUUCCAGGUGGGGGACUUCGUCCUGUUCGGCACCUACAUCAUCCAGCUCUACACGCCGCUCAACUGGUUUGGCACCUACUACAGGAUGAUCCAGAGCUCCUUCAUCGACAUGGAAAACAUGUUCGAGCUCUUCAACGAGGAACAAGAGGUGAAGGACGAAGUGAAUGCAGGGGACCUUCGCUUCUGCUCGGGGCGCAUUGAGUUCGAGAACGUGCAUUUCAGCUACAUGGAUGGGAGGGAAAUCCUGCAGGACGUCUCCUUCUCGGUGAUGCCCGGACAGACCCUUGCCCUGGUGGGUCCGUCCGGCUCCGGGAAAAGCACGGUCAUCCGCCUGCUCUUCCGCUUCUACGACGUGUGGGGCGGCUGCAUCCGCAUCGACGGGCAGGACAUCGCCAAGGUGACACAGGCCUCGCUGCGCGCCCACAUCGGGGUGGUGCCCCAGGACACGGUGCUCUUCAACGACUCCAUCUGCAACAACAUCCGCUACGGGCGUGCCGCAGCCUCCGACGAGGAGGUGCGCCAGGCAGCCCGGGCCGCCGACAUCCACGACCACAUCCUCUCCUUCCCCGAGGGUUACGAGACCCAGGUGGGGGAACGAGGCCUGAAGCUGAGCGGGGGCGAGAAGCAGAGAGUGGCCAUCGCGCGCACGAUCCUCAAGGGCCCGCAGAUCAUCCUGCUGGACGAGGCCACGUCGGCGCUGGACACCGAGACCGAGAGGAACAUCCAGGGUUCGCUGGCCAAGGUCUGCGCCAACCGCACCACCAUCGUCGUCGCCCACAGGCUCUCCACGGUUGUCAACGCCGACCAGAUCCUGGUUCUCAAGGACGGGCGCGUCGUGGAGCGUGGAAGGCACGAGGAGCUGCUGCAGAAGGGUGGCGUCUACGCCGGGAUGUGGCUGCAGCAGCAGGCUGGGGACGCGUCCGACUCCGACACGGAGAGCAAGGACCGCAGCACCGAGAAGCUGCCGGCGGCCCCCAGGAAGGGGCCAUGAGCGCGGGCAGGAGCCAGGGGACUUCGGGCAGGGGCACAGAGCUGCCCCCCCGCUGUGGCUGUAGUUUGCUGCCCUGGCAUCGGUCGGCACGCCAGGCCCCCCGGGCUGCGUGACCUCGGCUUGUUUCAGAGCUCUGGCACCUUCCUGGAGCGGGGGGGCUGCACCGCUGUUCCUGCCGUACGAGCGGCCAAACGGGGCGAGCCGCGUCCUGGCCCAGACACCCCCUGUGAUCCCUGCUGGGCACACGGGCAGCCCGCUGCCCGACCCCCAGCCGCCCGUGGCAUGGGUGCAGCCAGCAGAGCAUUGCAUGCUGGGAUUGCGCACCCCCAGCAUUGCUGCCCGUGGGCAGGGGAGGGGGCAGCCCUUUCAGCUGGCCAUGGCCCAGGGCACCGCUCUGUUACGGGAGGCUCCCGGCAGCACUGGGGUGGGGGGAGGUGCUGCCACCCCGUACAGAGCCCGGGGGGGGCACUAAGGGGCAGGGCACCAGGGGGGCAGAGCAGGGGGUUGGUUGUUUUUCAGGUUUUGAUUUGACGUCUUGUUGCUGAAUCUUGUAAACUGUUUGUGGCCA
Messenger RNA from Caretta caretta (loggerhead turtle), 3283 nucleotides. Lineage: Eukaryota; Metazoa; Chordata; Testudines; Cheloniidae. The record is from RefSeq and is a predicted model, not a curated record.